AUGACUGGACGGUUCCAAAUACCACAACAGAACUUCUUCACACCAGAAGAUGCAACAACAUGGGCUGUCAUAUUCAAAACUCGCUAUUUAAACGACUGUCUUCAAAACAUACUUGACUCCAACAAGAUUGACCCGGCAGAUAUCAAAACGGAGCUAAAUUGUGAUGAGAACGCAACGAAACCAAUCCCUGUGAAUUUAUCUGCAGUGAAAUACGAAGACAGCUAUCGCCAACUACCGUUCUCUCACAUCCGCUACAAGCGUCAGAAACCAAAUCUCUUCGGAAACUCUAUCGUUGUUCUCAAUAUGACUCCAGCAGGCCCACAUAAUAAAGAAAAUUGCAAAUCCGGAAUCAAACGCCAAGCACCAGCAACCACUUCAACUGCCUCAAAACGUAGCAAGUAG
This is a messenger RNA of Caenorhabditis remanei, 402 nucleotides long. RefSeq lists its product as uncharacterized. NCBI's taxonomy places the organism in Eukaryota, Metazoa, Nematoda, Chromadorea, Rhabditida, Rhabditidae. The transcript has 4 exons. The record is from RefSeq and is a predicted model, not a curated record. Bases 1 to 402 code for a protein of 133 amino acids.